AGGCUCUGCCCCAGCCCACAGCUAUCACACGCAUCGCUCCUCUGCUAGCAGCGCUAUCCGCAGUGCUUCCUAGUGCGUGUUACCUGCCCACACCCACUGUGCCACUGUCUGCCCGCGGGUGACGAACAUAUCCCGGUUUUUGAAGAAUGGAUUCCCUUUGUGCGGCAAAUAGCUCCUUUGCUCUCAAUCUCUUUAAAAGGUUGAGUGACAGUAAUAAUGCUGGCAAUAUGUUCUUUUCUCCACUGAGCAUUUCCUCUGCUCUUGCCAUGGUCUACCUUGGUGCUAAAGGUAACACUGCUGCCCAGAUGUCUGAGGUGCUUCAGUUCAACAAAGCCAAAGAUUUGCACACAGAUUUUCAGUCACUUAUAAGUGACAUCAACAAACCCGGGACUGAUUAUCUCCUGAGAACUGCUAACAGACUUUAUGGCGAGAAAUCAUUUACAUUCUUAGAUGAAUUCCUAGGAUCAACUCUGAAGUACUAUCAUGCAGAUUUAGAGUGUGUAGACUUUUCUGGAAAGGCUGAAAUUUGCCGAAAAAAUAUAAAUGACUGGGUGGCACAGAAAACAGAAGGUAAAAUCCAGGAUCUAUUACCUGACGGCAGUGUGGAUGCUCUGACGAGACUGGUACUAGUCAAUGCAAUUUAUUUCAAAGGAAAUUGGGCCAACCAAUUUGAUAAGAGUCAAACUAAAGAAAUGCCAUUCCGACUCAGUAAGAAUGAAUCCAAGCCUGUACAGAUGAUGUACAAGAAAGCAAAAUACCAGAUGACUUAUAUUGGUGAUUUACUGACCAAGGUUAUCGAGUUGCCAUACGUUAAUAAUGAGCUUAGUAUGAUUAUAAUGCUCCCCGAUGAAAUUGAAGAUAACACUACUGGACUUGAAAAGCUAGAGAAGGAAAUAACAUAUGAAAACUUUUUGCAGUGGACAAACCCAGAUAUGAUGGAUGAAACUGAAAUGGAGUUGUAUGUUCCUAAAUUUAAAUUAGAAGAUAAUUAUGACCUAAAAUCUGUUCUUGUUGGCAUGGGUAUGUCACAUGCUUUUGACCAAGGAAAUGCAGACUUUUCUGCCAUGUCUGCGGGUAAUGAAUUGCUACUGUCUAAGGUGGUUCACAAGUCUUUUGUGGAAGUGAAUGAGGAGGGCACUGAGGCUGCUGCUGCCACUGCUGGAAUCAUGAUGCUUCGCUGUUUCUUGAGAACACCUACAAUUGUUUGCGAUCAUCCAUUCUUGUUCUUUAUCAUGCAUGCACCUAGUCGUAGCAUUUUGUUUUGUGGCAGAUUUGCUUCCCCCUAAGAUACAGUAAAGAUGAAUGGAAAGGGCUGUCUUUUAUAUAUAUAUUUUUUAUAGUAAGCAUUCAAUUGAAGUUCCGCUUCAAAAACAACAAUUAAAGUCCAAAAUUAAGGGGAAAAUGCAUGCGUUAAUUAUAAAUAAUACAAUAAAAAUUAAGUACUGUAAAGAUCAACAAAGCUAAUUUCACAUCAAAGCCAUUUCCUUAUUUCACGUAGACAAUGACUGUCAAGCUUGAUGACCUGUGUAAAUCUCUCCAUUUAUAGAUUAAAAAAAACAUAGAUCUGAGAACUUGAUCCUAGUAAAUGUCUGUAGUGUUUUGUAAGAUCAUCUCCUUGAAAUAUGAAGCUACAGCUUGUUUCGUCUGGAUGAGUGAUUGAUAUACCGAGCAGUCAAAUGUGGGAAUAACUAAUACACUGAACAUUCAUAUAUUUGUCUGUGCAACGUUGAGCAUGCACUACAAACAAAAGCAUGUUUAACUUCUGCACUGUGGCCAAAGUUUAGUACUUGGAGCAAAUUCUUCAAUGUCGUUCCACUGGGGAAGAUUUGAUAUGUGAACUGUUUUGCACAGACUUCAUGGGUGCAUAAAAAGUUCUGCUAUAAAGCCUGGUAAAUGGAACAUUGCACACUAUGAUGAAUGUUUGACACAUGGAGUGUUCCAAACACUGAAGAAGGUUUGGUACAGGGAACGUCCUGCACAGUGAAGAAGAUUUGAUACAUGGAACAUUGAGUACAGUGGUGAUGGAUGAGUAAAUAGAAAAGUCUGCUGUAAGUUUCUUCUGUGGAUACAUGGAACGCUCCGGGAAAAGAAGAAUACAAGCAAACUUUCCCUGCUCUAAUGAGCUUUGGAUAUGCUAACCAAGCGCAUAGAAUUGUAAAAGUGCUAUUCUUCACUUCCGAACUAUUGAUCGAUUAAAAUAUUUUUACUAUGGCAUUACAAAAUCUUAAUGUGACAUGUUUCUUCAACAUUAAAAAAAUAUAUAUGAA
This is a messenger RNA of Spea bombifrons (plains spadefoot toad), 2267 nucleotides long. RefSeq names its product serpin B6-like. Bases 147 to 1286 code for a protein of 379 amino acids. Gene Ontology annotation, biological process: negative regulation of endopeptidase activity. The record is from RefSeq and is a predicted model, not a curated record. The transcript has 7 exons. Gene Ontology annotation, molecular function: serine-type endopeptidase inhibitor activity. Lineage: Eukaryota; Metazoa; Chordata; Amphibia; Anura; Pelobatidae.